AUGAGCUUCCUCUAUAGCCAGCUUUUCAAGUCCCUGCCGUACCCCACCGGCUCAUAUGCGGGCAAGACCGUCAUCGUCACCGGCAGCAAUGUGGGCCUCGGCAAGGAAGCCGCCCGGCACUACGCCCGUCUCGGGGCCAGCAAACUAAUCAUCGCCGUCCGAAGUCUGGACAAGGGCCGUGCCGCCAAGCAAGACAUCGAGGCGACCACGGGUUGUGGCAAGAACGUUAUUGACGUCUGGCAGCUCGACAUGUCCAGCUACGCCAACGUGCAAAAGUUUGCGGAGCGGGUCAAGUCCGACCUGGAGCGCGUCGACAUCUUCAUCGCCAACGCCGGGGUGGCGCACACCAAGUUCAAACAAAUGGAAGGCGAGGAGGGCACGAUCACAGUCAAUGUCAUCUCCACCUUCUUGCUCACUGCCCUCGUUCUGCCCAAGCUCAAGGAGACUGCUUCCAAGUUCAGCACGAGGCCGACAUUUACAAUCACUGCCUCCGAGGUGCACGCCUGGAACAACUUUGAUGAGCGCAGCGCCCCCGACGGCGAGAUCUACAACACCAUUAGCGAAAAGGCAAAGGCUUCAGACGAGGCCGUGACCAACCUGUACUCGCUCUCGAAGCUGCUCGAGGUCCUUGGCGUCAGGACCAUCGCCGAGAUACACCCGGCUUCGGAAUAUCCCGUCACCGUUAACUGCGUCAACCCGGGCCUCUGCCACUCGGAACUGGCACGCGACUCCGGUUGGAAACUGUGGAUUUUGAAGCUGCUCUUGGCGCGCUCGACCGAGUAUGGCAGCAGAACGUUGGUCCAUGCGGGAUCCUCGGGUGCCGAUACUCACGGCAAGUACAUGUCUGACUGCGGCAUCCAGGAGCCGUCGCCGUUUGUGAGGAGUAAGGAGGGCAAGGAGGCGCAGGAUCGCGCCUGGAACGAGUUGGUGCAAAAAUUGGAGGCGAUCAAGCCUGGUGUGACGGGCAAGAUCUAA
This is a messenger RNA of Colletotrichum orchidophilum, 975 nucleotides long. RefSeq names its product short-chain dehydrogenase. The coding region runs from base 1 to 975 and encodes 324 amino acids. The transcript has a single exon. The record is from RefSeq and is a predicted model, not a curated record. NCBI's taxonomy places the organism in Eukaryota, Fungi, Ascomycota, Sordariomycetes, Glomerellales, Glomerellaceae.